AUGACGAAUCCUCUACGUGAUGCACGCCCCGAGGAUCGGCCUCCAGGCUUAGACUACCCGGACCCGAGACUGAUACGGAACGGGCAUCCGGCUCACCAAGGGAACACGGUGCAUCAGAUCGGUGCCACGAGGAUCAGGAGGACAAGGAACUCUUCCUUGAGAAGAAGAAUGCACCUGGCUAAUGAAGUCCCACAGCAAGGAUCCGCUGGUGGGAACAAUUUGUCGGACUAUGCGAUCACCGCGGAUCUGCUCGCUGAAAGAACCUUGGACGGACUGUUCGCUGAGCAUCCUGGCGAACUGGUGCGAACAGGUUCCCCCCACGUGGUCUGCACUGUGCUACCAGCACACUGGAGGUCGAACAAGACGCUUCCGGUUGCGUUCAAAGUGGUGGCCCUGGGCGACGUCGGUGACGGGACCCUGGUGACGGUGCGUGCCGGGAACGACGAGAAUUGCUGCGCGGAAUUGCGGAAUUCCACGGCGGUGAUGAAGAACCAAGUCGCGAAAUUCAACGACCUCAGGUUCGUCGGCAGAAGCGGUCGAGGUAAAAGUUUUACCCUGACGAUCAUGCUGCAGACAUCGCCGCCCCAGGUAGCCACCCUGUCCAAGGCGAUCAAGGUCACCGUCGACGGACCCAGGGAACCAAGAUCCAAGACAAGACACCAGGCCUUCCAUCCGUUCCAUUUCGGGCCCAGGCCGUUCCCGUUCGGUCAUCCACAGGACCCUUUGGGAUUCAAGUUGUCCGGCCUGCAACACCUGGGUCUGGAGCAAGGAGCCAGCCAAGGGUGGGGUGGUCUACCCCGAGGGUCUCUACCUCCGCACUGUCUUCCGCCGCCUCCUGGUCACCAUUCGCAUACACAUCCUCCGGCACCUGGUGCGUCGGCCUUCAAUCCCUUCCACCACAGCAUCGAGCAAAGAUCUCCUAGGCUGCCUGGACCCAACACCGAGUCGUCUAGGAACGAUUUGGGUCCGAUCAGCGUCUCUGUGAGGGAGGUGACGCCGACAUCGUCACCUGGUAAUUCUGGACCUGGUUUGCUUACUACGGCCACCGUCGCGGCGCCCACACCACCGGCUGAGACGACGACUACCACAACGACGACGCCCAGCCCAUCCGGGCAUCACUCUCAUUUCCAAGGUCUCCAUCUUCUGGGAGCCACAGGGUCCAUCUUCGGAUCGAUAUUCGCGCCGUUGUUGCCGCAGUCGUCUUGGCUCUACAAUCCACUAUAUCACACGCAGCAGUACAUGCUAGAGCCGGAAUGGCACGCUCUGGCCUUAAGAAUGGCGCAGCAACGACUUCAGAGGCCCGAUCAAGCCAGGCUGGAGGAGCUCAGGAAGCUACGAAGCAACAGCAACAGUCCUGAAACCGUUCUGAAGGAGGAGAAACAGCAGGACGAGGAUCAGGACGUUCUGCGAGGCACAGGCUUGGACAGUCCAGACGGGAGCAUAGAAGUGGACGACAGGAACGAGUACGAUCAGACCAGGGAUCGUGUCAGGAGCGACGAAUCACUACCUGAACAAGACUCCCCAAGGAUUUCACCAGUCAGAAGCGACGUCGAGGACGCCACCACCGAUGCUUCCUUUCAAAACGCAUCGGUUCACCUCAGGCCAAGCAUGGAGAACUCUAACGAUCAAGAAGCAACGAACGACGAACAGAUCCCUCGACGAGAUCUUUCCGUGAAGAUCCGUUUAGAGGGUACCGUGGACCUCAGCACGAAAAGAGGACAGGACAAAGAGAACGUGGGUCAAGAUCUAACCACCAGGAAGAAGGAUGACGACACUGACGUCGAAAGGGACGGAGUCAGACCCAGAAGAGAAAGGACCCCGAAGCCUAGACACGUCUGGAGACCCUAUUAA
Messenger RNA from Dufourea novaeangliae, 1851 nucleotides. RefSeq lists its product as uncharacterized. Gene Ontology annotation, cellular component: nucleus. Bases 1 to 1851 code for a protein of 616 amino acids. Lineage: Eukaryota; Metazoa; Arthropoda; Insecta; Hymenoptera; Halictidae. The transcript is spliced from 7 exons. Gene Ontology annotation, biological process: regulation of DNA-templated transcription. The record is from RefSeq and is a predicted model, not a curated record. Gene Ontology annotation, molecular function: ATP binding; DNA-binding transcription factor activity, RNA polymerase II-specific; RNA polymerase II cis-regulatory region sequence-specific DNA binding.